UCCUAGGGUUCUAAGUUUCAGUCCUUUCCCUUCUUCCCUCUGUUAAAGUUGGCGAAUUAAGAAAUGGCUGCAAGUUUUGCUUCCAAAUGCUCCGGGGUGGGCCGUUCGUUGAUGGAUGGCCUUCGAAACAACUUUGCUAAUUUACCAAGCACAUCAAGAGAGAUUGUAUGUGGCAGUUUCCUGUAUCAGCAACAAAGGACUUUUAUACAGAUGAGAACUGUUCUCAAAGUAGUGGACAACUCGGGGGCAAAAAAGGUGAUGUGCAUACAACCGUUGAAGGGUAAGAAAGGGGCUAGAUUGGGAGACACCAUAAUUGCAUCUGUAAAGGAGGCCAUGCCUAACGGAAAGGUGAAGAAAGGGAAGGUGGUAUACGGUGUUGUUGUGCGUGCUGCCAUGCAGCGAGGUCGUUGUGACGGGAGUGAGGUCAAGUUUGAUGACAACGCAGUUGUUCUCGUUGACAAGCAAGGUCAGCCGAUAGGGACCAGAGUUUUCGGCCCAGUCCCACAUGAGCUGAGGCAGAAAAAGCAUGUCAAGAUCCUCACUUUGGCGGAGCACAUUGCCUGAUUUUCAAAUAGAAUGCAGCAUAUCUGAUAAGACAAAACUGCAUUCAUGGCCUCGUGCUGUUUUCAAUUGUUUGAAUUAGGAGGUCCUCAGAACAGAUUUCUUUGUAGAAAUCGAAAUCAAUUAUUAUAUCAAAAGGUACUUGCCAAUUAACCCAAUGAAGCUCUUUAUAACUAGAAAUGCCACGAAGG
Molecule: messenger RNA, 752 nt
Organism: Hibiscus syriacus
Lineage: Eukaryota; Viridiplantae; Streptophyta; Magnoliopsida; Malvales; Malvaceae
Product: 50S ribosomal protein HLP, mitochondrial-like
Exons: 3
Coding region: 64-564 (166 amino acids)
Biological process (GO): translation
Cellular component (GO): ribosome; large ribosomal subunit
Molecular function (GO): structural constituent of ribosome
Source: RefSeq, a predicted model, not a curated record